AUGUUACUCCAUUACCACGAUGUCGUGAUUCAGCAACAAGAUUAUGAAACUCUAGAAGAGAAGCAAUGGCUGAAUGACACCAUUCUUGCGUUUCACCAAGAGUACCUUGAGCGCAGUGUGAUUCCUGAAACUGCAAAAAUAUUGCUUUUACGUCCUGGAAUGGUAGAACUCAUUGCCCAUAUUCAAGAUGCCACUUAUCUUUCUUCGGCACUUCCGCCUAAUAUAAACCAGUAUCAUGCGGUAUUUAUCCCAGUCAACGAUUCACGGCCGCACGUGGGCUACAGCGGAUCGCAUUGGUCGUUACUGGUGUUCUUGAGACGAGCGCACGCGUUCUAUUACUACGACAGUAUGGGGGAAACGAACGUGGCCGAUGCACGCAUGACGGCUCGAAAGAUGACGUCUGUUCUUGGCUUUGACAGGAAACCGCCCAAACUCGUUCAUAUGAACACACCACGCCAAGCCAAUGGAGCUGAUUGUGGAGAUAACCUUGUUCAACGAAUGAUAUCUCCGUCAUCUUCGGGAGUGCCUCCGCCGGAAAAAGUGAUGCAUAUUGAGAAAUCGGAUAUCCGUGGAGUGAAACACGUUAGAAAAGAGCUGCGUAGACUGAUCCAGCAAUUAAGGUUUUUGAACUCGAAAAGAUGA
Messenger RNA from Zychaea mexicana, 642 nucleotides. RefSeq lists its product as uncharacterized. The coding region runs from base 1 to 642 and encodes 213 amino acids. The transcript is spliced from 5 exons. NCBI's taxonomy places the organism in Eukaryota, Fungi, Mucoromycota, Mucoromycetes, Mucorales, Lichtheimiaceae. Gene Ontology annotation, molecular function: deNEDDylase activity; cysteine-type peptidase activity. The record is from RefSeq and is a predicted model, not a curated record. Gene Ontology annotation, biological process: proteolysis.